AUGACUGUGGCUUCCUAUGGAGCUGGAAGGCAGGCAAAUGCCUUUAGAAAACCCACCUUGUCAGCUGAACCAGUUCACAAGAUGGAUCGCCCACUGUAUCGAAGUCUGUUAAAGAUGUGCAUGCCUGUUCUGAGAGGUCCUGAGAACAGAUACAGCUUUGCCAGCUUUGAGGAGAAAAAUAGUAAUUCUUUCCUUGAAUUCAAUCCAUUCACCUAUCCAGUAGGGCCUAAUUACCCUUUAUUCCCACAUCAGGAUAAUUGGCCAGCUCAGCCCUAAACUUUUUGCUCAGGUUUUGUGAGUCCAGGAGAAGAUGCUGACCUGCAGCCCAAUGUUGGAAGAGCUAUUGAAUCUCUGGUAGAAAACAGUGAGAUGAAACCUCACUAGCAUGUCACCAUCCCAGGAAGGAAAGUCCAGCCUGCCUGCAGGAGGUAGAUGAUCCUCCUGGAGGAAACCUAACAGGACAGAAGGUGGAGCGCCAGGGCUGUGUCAGCUGCUUCUGUCAGGGCACAACUCAGUGGCUGGAGAACUUCAGUGAAAGUUGCUCCUGCUCUACCUGACCAAAACCGAUUUUUGUUUUGUAUGGAUCCCGAUCUCAAGGAAUUAAAUGAUCCUUCUGCAAGGUGGAGAGAAGAAAAAGCAAGGGACUAUUUCUACAAGUUAAAUACUGAAAACUCGGACAAAAUAAAUCCCAUCAUCACUGUUGUUGGAAGCUUCUAAGACAGAUUUCAGACAAAAUAUUUUACCUUUUCACAGAGACCUGUUCAUUUGGUAAGCCAAAGCUCUCAAACCUGUCAUAUGCUUUUGUAUAUUGUCUGUGUUGGUGUGGUAAAUUUUGAAGCAAUUGACAAUGGCUGUGUAGACUUUAUCUCGCUUAACCAUGUAUGAACUUCAAAGCCUUGCUACACAAGCAUUGCACACACUUCAAAUAUCCCUGGAUACACUGGCAAGGUUCAUUGGUCAGUAACUCACCCAGCAAAUUCUAAUCUUUCAUCAACAUCCCCAUCAAUAAUUGCACGAAUGCAUGGGUAGGUAUGAAAACACCAAAGCUCAUCUCAGUAUAAUUACCAGGAACCUUUUUCUCAAGUGGUGACUCCUGUUAGUCCUCAGAAAUCCUUCAGCAAGACAGAACAAGAAACUA
Messenger RNA from Apaloderma vittatum (bar-tailed trogon), 1138 nucleotides. It is a transcript of the gene SPMIP7, whose product is annotated as chromosome unknown open reading frame, human C7orf72. Lineage: Eukaryota; Metazoa; Chordata; Aves; Trogoniformes; Trogonidae. The record is from RefSeq and is a predicted model, not a curated record.